AACCAACAAGAAAGUUUUGCGGACGAAUAUGAUAUUUCUGAUGAAGAAAUGACAGAAAGAAAAGAAAUAUAUACCAUCAGAUGUGACCAUGAUCAGUAUAAUACAAUCAACGUUUGCACUAAAGAUAUUAUGGCUAACAAUGAGUUGGAAGAUAUAUAA
Messenger RNA from Mucor mucedo, 159 nucleotides. RefSeq lists its product as uncharacterized. NCBI's taxonomy places the organism in Eukaryota, Fungi, Mucoromycota, Mucoromycetes, Mucorales, Mucoraceae. The annotation marks the transcript as partial. The record is from RefSeq and is a predicted model, not a curated record. The transcript has a single exon.